Molecule: messenger RNA, 963 nt
Organism: Phyllotreta striolata
Lineage: Eukaryota; Metazoa; Arthropoda; Insecta; Coleoptera; Chrysomelidae
Source: the annotation of a GenBank genome assembly
AUGGCUGUCGAAAUAUUAGACGAAGACCACUUCGCCAUUAGCGCUAUUGUAACGGUGGCGAUGCAAAUUAUAUUUUUCAUAGUUGCCGCUACUUUCCAAAUGGACAAAGUCACCGAUUUCGCUGGCGGGAUCAAUUUCAUUAUUUUAGCGUUACUCACGUUCCUUCUAGGACAGGCAGGAAGGAAAACAUACGAUAGCAGACAACUAAUGGUAACAGUUUACGUAUGCCUGUGGGGCAUGAGGCUCUCUGGUUACCUGCUCUAUCGCAUCGUUAAAAUAGGAAGAGAUAAAAAGUUCGACGAUAAGCGGAGCAACAACAUCAGAUUCGCCAUAUUUUGGACAUUUCAAGCCGUUUGGGUGUACGUCGUCAGUUUGCCGGUGAUAAUAAUCAAUUCGCCGCGUCACUCGAUCCCCCUGGCGCCCAAAACGAUGACCACUUUGGACUCCACCGGGACGGCCUUCUUCAUCGUCGGCCUCCUGGCCGAGACCUACGCGGACCUGCAGAAGUUCUCCUUCAGACAGGACCCCGACAAUCAGGGCAAAUGGUGCAACGACGGUCUGUGGCGGCUAUCCAGACAUCCGAACUACUUCGGGGAAAUCGUCCUUUGGUGGGGAAUAUUCAUAAUAUCCUUGAACGUCCUCGACGGCAUCGAAUGGGUGGCCAUCAUGUCGCCGUUGUUCACCACAAUAAUUAUACUGUUCCUCUCCGGGAUACCUCUCUUGGAAAAGUCUUCCGACGAAAAAUACAGAGACAUAGCGGAUUAUCGUUUCUACAAAACCUCGACGUCGCCUCUAAUCCCGGUGCCUCCGGCCAUCUACGAGGAGGUGCCGCAGUUCAUCAAGUUCGUGCUGUGCUGCGAAUUCCCCAUGUACAACUCGCUGGACGAGCGGCGGGCCGCGAUGAAGGGGGCCCACAUCGUCAAGGAGUCGUCGGGCGCCUCGUCGGGGGCCUCGCUGGCAUAG